GAGAGAGGAGAGUAUAGAGAGAGUGGUUAGACUGUUUGCCAUUUAACUCGUAAGGCUAAAGUGGAGUUCUGCUAGAGGAUUUUAUCAGACCGGUGGAGCUGACAUUUGGGGAAUACAAGGGAAUGCAUAUAUAUAUAUAUGCAAACAACCAAGAUACUAUUACCUCAUAUCAUCACAGAGGUUUAGAUCCAUUUGCCUCACCAGAUGACCAGCCUAUGCCCCAGGCAGAAUUGCCAGCAGUACAGAAUAUCUAUGAUCUUCAAUCCUCUUGGCCACAACAACCGCAUGUAGAUAAUGGAGACACUCUAAGGCAGCCAGAGGAACAUCUAAACCAAGAGGAAACCAUUCCCGCAAAAGAAAUUGAUGUUGGAUUUGAUGACGAAAGAGACCAAGAGUGCCCAGACGAGACACAAGGUUACCCUUAUGCUGAACAGAAUUUAAAGGAAGGCCCAAAAGACCAAGUUGGUGAUUCUGGAAGUGGGUGUUAUAUAGAACAGGAAGUUGUUGAAAAACAGCAGGGGAUACCUGUAGAUCAAGAAGAUCCAUACGGUAUAGACAGGGUAGAUCAUGUUGAGGAGGAUGACUUUGAGACCGAAGAAGAUACUACCCAGGAGAGUCUGAAUCUUAAUCUUCAAAAAGCAGCCACAGGAACAGCUGAAGCGACAGAUGCAAAAGGUGACCUUCUACAACAAAUCCACCUAAAUCAACAAUUAGCAACAGCAGAUGGUAAUGUUGAGCAGGUUAUUGAAAAGGAAAGUAUUGAUGAAGAACAACAUCUAAAUCUUCAAGAAGCAGUAGUAGGAACAGCACUAGCAACAGAAGUGACAGGAGAUCAUCUAGAUACGCAAGAAGUGAUGGAUGAUACUGCAGAACAGGUUAUUGGAAAGGAAAAGGACACUGAAGAAGAACAUCUAAAUGCCAAAGAAGUGUCUGCAGUGGACCAUAUAAAACAGAAGGAUUUUGGUACAGAAAAGGAAACUGUCCAUGAUCAUUUAGAACCUUUAGAAGCAGAAAUAACUGAUAACAUUAAACAGGAAUAUUCUGAUAAAGAAGAGGAUCUACCAAAGGAUAUUGUAGAUUCAUUUGAAGCGACUCCUGAUAAUUUAGAGCAGGCUCAUUUUAAAAGUGAGGGGGAAACCCAAGAGGGUUUAGUUGAUUCUUAUGAAACCACAAAAAUAGACACUCCAGAGCAAAAAGAUAUUGAAGAAGAAAGAGAAAUUACAAAAGCAUACCAAGAUCCUUAUGAUGUUACUGAUGCUAAUCAGCAAGUAACAACUACAUUGCAACAAGAACCCAUACAAACCAGUGGAGAUCCAGGACUAAAUGAAAACGAAGAGGUACAAGCACCUGCGGAAGUCUACCAGGAUUAUGCACUAGGGACCGUUGAAGCAGCCCCUACAAAUGAACAAGAAGUUCAUGUAGAUCAGAAGGAGUUACAGGAAGAGAGUACACAAGAAUACCCAUCAGAGAAAGAAGAUUAUGUUGAGAAGGUGAAAGAAGAAGAUAUCACACAUCUCAGUGAAGUGAUUGACAUAGGGAAAGAUUCAGAAAAUCAAGAUAUGGAGCGAAUGGAAGGUGCCUCACAUGACCCACAGGGCAGUGUGUCCCUAAUAGAACCUACAUUUACACAGAAGCCAAUGCAUUCUGAAGAGCAAGUUGAAAGAGAAGCUAUAGGAUUAGAGAACCAAGUAGAGACUGAAGAAGAACAAGAACCAGAAGAGCUCCUAGACCCAUAUGCCCCUGAAAAUGCUGAUAUGGCUGAAUCAGCAGUCACUUUACAUUCUGAAGAUUCAGAACUGCUUGGAGACCAGCCAGCUCAACAAGACAUUAUUCCACAAGAAUAUAAUGAUACAUCAUUGAUAGGAGCAGAAGUUGGUACCAAAGAGACUGGAUUUGGAUCUUCAGAAAUGACUCCAUCUGAGGAUAAGGAUGUAGCAGAUAAACAUGAAAUGCUUCAAGAUGAUGUUGAUUUUACUAAAACCCUAGAUAACCAGGCAGAGGGUGGAAAUAUGCAACUAGAAAUGCCAACAGACCCGAUUGAUGCUGUGUUUAAGGCAAACUCACAAGAAAAUCUAUUGGGGCUUGAUCCCGAAGCUGCAGUUUGUGAAACAAAGCAAGAUGAGCCUCCUUCUGAAAACUUAGAACCAGUACUUGAGGGUGAUCAACAAGUCACCACAUCAAAGUCUUUAGAACAGACUGAUGAGGCAACUAUACUGACUGAAGAAGCUCAGUCAGGAGUGGUCCAUGAACCAAUUAAUUUUCCUUCAGAUGAGAGAGAAGAUGUCCACGUUGAUCUUUCAAAUGUUCAGGAUACUGUUGUGUCUACUACAGUUGAUGCAGAGUCUUUCCAAAGUGGAAGUGUUAUAGAGUCGCCAGAUUCACUUGUAUCUCGAGGUCUUUCAGAAGUUGAUAUUGAGCCUUCCCAGCAAAGUGCUGAAUAUACUUCCAUCCAAGAUGUUCCUGACAAUGUCCAAGAGAGUGGUCAUUACGAUGGUGGUGAAUGUCAAGAAGAAAUAAUAGGAGCUGACAAAUCUGCAGAACAACAAGUAGAAUCCAGCAGAAGUGAAGAAGAGUAUGAAAAUGAAACAUCAGAGCCCACUUCUCAGGGCAAAGCAGCCAAUUUGCCACUCCUGGACUUGGGUGAUGGUCCUGUGCAGAGUUUAUCCAUUGCAGAUGCCGACCAAUCUCCUGGCCAGCGAUCAUUUGAAGGAUCAUUCUCUCCCAUUGAGGAUAAUGUUGCAGUUUCCUUGGCCUUAGAGGAUCAGUCUCAUGUGGUAGAAAGUAAGGAUCAGGAAGAAAGUGAUGACGAUGCUCAUACUGAGACCACAGAGGUAGAAACGGAAGUGCAUGAAGACAAGGUUGAACAAGAAAUUCAACAUGAGGAAGAAUCAACAUACAAUACUCUUAAAGAAGUGCCUACUAAAGCUGGUGGAUCUGAUGAAGUAUCCUAUGACAAAAUCUUAGAUGAAGGAAAGGAUGCUAGUGAAGCUGCCGAAUCUCAAAUGACUAGUUCCAAUAUAGAUAAUGAUGGCCUUGUCCCAGAUCAUGCAGAAAUCUCACCUGAAAACCCUGAUACUAUGCAAACAAAGGUGGAGACAUAUUUAGAUGAUAAUGAAAAAACAAGUGAGGAAUACAACCAGGACCAUCACCCUCAGCUACCAGAAGACUCCAUGGCUAGGGCUGAUGUUGAAAUAGAGGAAAGUAUGAACAUCUCUGCUGCGGCGGAAGCUUCCCAAGAAGUAUCUCCUGAGGUUGGUGAUCAAGAAACACCAGACAUAGUAAUGCAGGAAUAUUCAGAAGAAGUGGAAGCUGAGCAAAAGUUACAUGCUAUCCCAGAUGUUUCCACAGAUGCUACACUGCAGAACACUGCUGAUAAACUACUCGGAGAGCCAGAAGUGGCUGAUGCACUUAUUUUGGAAAGAUCCAGGGGAAGUGCUACACCUCCUAACACACCUGAAGUAGUAUCAUCCUCUCCUCCGGAAAUGAUUACAGAACCUCAUCAGGAAUUGGUUCGGGAGCCUAUUCGAAGAGAACGUGAAGCAGUUGGUGAUCAAAUAACUUCUGAAGCUGAGCAGCUUGCACUCUAUGAUGACCAGGUAGUUCAAUCUGAACAAAAGCAAGAACCUCCAGCAGAAGAACCUAUUCAACAAGUAGAUGAAAAAUUGGCACCAGAGGAACACCAUCCUGCUGCUUCCAUAAGUGAAGACAAACAAUCUUGCACAGAAGUCACUGCACCAACUAUUCCCUUAAGUGUGCAGACUCCAGAGGUACCGAAAGCUGCACCUGCACAUGUUAAAGCCAAGGAUGGAAACAUGAAAUCCAGUCCAGCUAAGCAAAGGAAAUCUAAAGCUCCAACUGAUGUCAGAUCACCUUCUAAAAAGACCAUCCCAUCUGCAGCACCAAAAUCAAAAUCGGCUGGUAAACCAAAAGGAUCUGAGACACCAAAGAAAACAGCAGCUCCUUCAAGAUCACAACCAAAAGCAACUGCUCCAGCAGAUCAAAAGGAAACAACAAAAGCACCAUCGAAGUCCCCAGCAAAGAUACCUUCAAGGACACCAACAAAGUUACCAGCGGCUAAGGCACCAGUAAAGGCUUCUCCUAAGGUCUCAGCACCUUCUCCAGCUAGGCCCACAUCAGCCAAAAAGACUCCAGGACAAGCUUCUGUUGGUGUCACACAUACAAGACCGAAAACAGUUCCUCCAAAGAUGGAUUCAAAGCUUAGUGAAAGUAAACCAAAGCAAGAUAAGGUCAAGAUGUCAGGAGUGAAGCAGAAGACAGUUACUACGGUAACCAAGACCACACAUACAGAAGUAAAAUCUGCAAAGUCAUCACCAAGAAAAUCAGCUGAUGGAGAUUCUCCACGAGUCAGGCAUUCUCCAGGGCGGAAUGGUGUCUCAUCAAAGAUAGGCUCUCUAGACAACAGCAGGCAUUCACCUGGAGGAGGAAAUGUGAGGAUUCAGUCAGAGAAAGCCAACUACAGCAAGGUGCAGUCAAGAUGUGGUUCCCUUGGCAACGCAACUCACAAAGCAGGUGGUGGAAAUGUCAAGAUCUUUGAUGAGAAGGUUGACUUUAGAACUCGGGCCAACAGCCGAGUUGGUUCGCUGGAUAAUGCCCACCACUCUCCUGGGGGUGGGAACGUUCAGAUCCUCCAUGACCCAGUCACAUUCUCCAAAUCUGCCAGUAGAGUUGGUUCCUUAGAGAAUACCCAUCACUCACCCCAUGGGGGUAAAGUCAAGAUUCUGCAUGAUCCUGUUGCUUUUCCCAAGUCGUCUGUAUCCAGUAAAAUUGGAUCCCUGGACAAUGCCCAGCAUUCCCCUGGAGGGGGUAACGUCAAGAUUGCGAGUUCUUCCGUGGAUUUCAGCAAAAAGGCAAAAAGUAAAAUAGGAUCUCUGGAUAAUGCACACCAUUCUCCUAAGGGUGGAAAUGUAAAGAUUUUGAAUCAGUCGUCAGACUUCUCAAAGUCGGCUAAAAGUAAAGUAGGAUCUCUUGAUAAUGCAACACACACGCCUGGUGGAGGAAAUGUGAAGAUUCUGAAUCAAUCCACGGACUACUCAAAGACGGUGAAAAGCAAAAUAGGGUCGCUUGACAAUGCAACGCAUUCCCCAGGAGGAGGAAAAGUAAAGAUUGAAAACAAGAAGGUAGACUUCAGCAAGAAGGUGACCUCAAAGAUCGGUUCCUUGAACAAUGCCACGCAUAAACCAGGAGGAGGAAACGUAAAGAUUGAAAAAAAGAAGUUGGAUUUCAAAGAGAAAGCAGCCUCAAAGAUUGGCUCAAAGGAUAACAUCAAACACCAGGCCGGUGGUGGACAGGUCAAGAUUGAGAACAAGAAACUGGACUUCAAGGAGAAGGCAGCAUCGAAGGUUGGCUCAAAGGAUAACAUUGAACAUAAACCAGGAGGGGGUCAAGUAAAGAUACAAGAAGAAAAACUUGAAUUUAAAUCGAAGGCAUCAAGUAAGGUUGGUUCCCUUGACAACGCCAGUCAUAAACCAGGGGGAGGUGAAGUACAGAUUCUUGAUGAGAAAGUAGAUUUCAGUGCAACCGCUCAAAGUAAAGUUGGUUCUCUGGACAAUGCAGACCAUCAGCCUACCGGGGGAGAUGUCAAGAUUUUUGAUGAAAAGCCUACAUUCCAGCACGUCUCUCCUCGAACAGAUGAUGGCAUUCAUUAAGAUCAAAGCCAGUCCUCAUGUACUCCUCCUGCAAUCCCAUGACUGUGACUUCCCUGAAUGGUAACCCAUUCUCCAGUGUUAAAUGAAAGAAUCCCUCAUGGGUUAGUGGAACAGAAUCCCUGUAGACAUGGUGAGCUACACACCAGUCUUCUGAUGAUUGGAACAGGCGGUUAUUUCAGUAAUGACAUACAGGGUUGCAGAAGAUCUUACAUUGGAACCAUUCAAGAUUCACAGAUCUGGUCGAUCACCUGGAUUGCACCAGAGUUUCAGACCAGAAGGUCGUGUGUGUAUUGACCAUUCGGAUGUAAACUCCUUGACCACUCACUCGGUCAUUAACUCAUUGACUACUGCAUUCUCUGGUUAAUUUCAGUUGUCAGUCGGUAGGCAACAGAUUAAUUUGUACAUCGUUCAAAUCAAAACUCGUUUUAAGAAACAAUUAAAAUCAUUCAUUCUGCCAAACUUGCCAAGUGAUUGAAGCAAUGUUUGAAUUCCAGUGGGGCCAUUUUCCGGGAUAGCAUCUCAUGAAGCUUUUUGUUCAGGAUUUUCAUGGAUCAGUCUAAUGAAAUCCUUGACUGUAAGACACCAAGAUCGUCAUUAUUGUCAAAGUGCAUCAUGAUGCGCUCUCCUGGUCAUUCACAGAAUUCAGUGUGGAUGUGAAAAAUUAACUCGUCCAUGCUUGGUCCGCUGGUAACUGCAUUCUUUACUUUUCCUUAAGAAUUUCCCAUCUGCUGAGGUGUGGUACGUGAUCAUCGACCAAUUCGUGACCAUGUUCUUGUAGCAAAAGUUUUGUUGCUACUGGUGUCUUGAUCACACACAUCCAUAAUCCUCUCAAUUUUGAAAUUAUGUUCAUUUAAAUUUGUAAUUACGAGACAUGAUUUUAAUAAAAUACAUUUAUCUAUCUAUACGUCUGUCUAUCUCAUUUCUGUGAGUUUAUCAACAGAUUAACUUGAGAUUAUUUCUAAUGCACCUGUACUGUUUUUCAAAUGUAAUUUUUUAAAGUGUAAGAUGAACGUCCGGGUUUUAUUCUUUCAACUCAUAGAUGAAUACGAAGGUCUGUGGAAAGACUCUCCAUAGGAUGUUUGCAGUCAUUUGAUAAGAGUUUGUAAAGAGUUAGUGAGCCAUGAAACAAACCAUAGUACCAGCUGCUUUCAAUCAUGAUGCAGUCACAAUUUCAUGUAAAUCUUUGCUUAAAGCCAUGUCCAGGGGACUGUAACACAAAAGCUUAGCAAUCAGAACGUUUUUAUACGAUUGAUUGCAUCGACUACUGUGUACAACAAAUUUGAAAAUCAUUUUACAAUCGAUCACUAACCUUUGUGUUACGGGACCACGGGGUUCAACAUCAGUAUUUCAGCUGUUUUUCCAACCAUUGCUAUCCCUUAGACGGGAUGACAAGGGCUUUGUAAUUCAGGUCAUUCAUUAUUCAUCAAGAUAUCUACAAUGUCUUUGUGGGUGACAUGCUGUGCUGCACUCGGCCACUAAUGUGGUCUGGCUCCUGGUGGAAUUUAUUCAAACAUAAGCCCCAAACUAUGAAAAAAAUGUUGAAUAUUACAUUGAGUCGACACUGGCCAUUGUCAAGUUGUCUUUUUAGGAUUAAGCAGCAUAAACACUGGUGAUUCUUGGAUUUCAUAUUCCCUUCUUCUUGAUUGCAUGGCAUCACAUUGUAGUUUACAGGAGUCAAUAGGGAUUCCAGGACUUUGAUGAUACGUCUUAGGUUCUUGCUCUUGGAGAGUGUUAGAUUAUCCUUGUAUUUUUGCUCAACAACAUCCGAAGAAUCUCGCUCAGCAAGUGAGAACUGUAUUGUCUCAUGUCAAAGGAUGUCUUAAAGUUGUCGAAAAUUGAAGAACCAUGCUCCACCGUUUUCCUUUUUUUUUCUGAGAUUCGGAACAAAGAAUUCCAAAUAUAUCGUGGAACUUAAAUCUAAGACCAUACUGCUCUUCUCUCUCUUCAAUUUCCAACAAAGACUACAUAGGUGUUCCUUAUCAUUAUCUGGACAUUACAUAUUAC
Molecule: messenger RNA, 7670 nt
Organism: Lytechinus pictus (painted urchin)
Lineage: Eukaryota; Metazoa; Echinodermata; Echinoidea; Temnopleuroida; Toxopneustidae
Product: microtubule-associated protein 2-like
Exons: 15
Coding region: 123-5666 (1847 amino acids)
Biological process (GO): microtubule cytoskeleton organization; neuron projection development
Cellular component (GO): neuron projection
Molecular function (GO): microtubule binding
Source: RefSeq, a predicted model, not a curated record